AUGUCACUCAAAGGUAAAACCAUUUUUAUUACAGGUGCAAGUCGUGGUAUUGGCAAAGAAAUAGCUCUUAGAGCUGCAAAAGAUGGAGCAAAUAUCAUUAUUGCAGCAAAGACAGCAGAAGCACAUCCAAAGUUACCAGGUACAAUUUAUACUGCAAAAAAGGAGAUUGAAGAUGCAGGUGGUAAAUGUUUAGCAUGUAUUUGUGAUAUUAGAAAUGAAGAACAGAUAGAGGCUGCUGUUCAAAAGGCUGUAGAAACAUUUGGUGGUAUCGAUAUUUUAAUCAAUAAUGCUAGUGCAAUCUCUUUAACUGGUACAUUGGAAACCCCUUCAAAGAAAUAUGAUCUAAUGAAUGGAAUCAAUGCAAGAGGAACAUUCUUGACAACACAAAAAUGUUUACCAUAUCUAUUGAAAUCAAAGAAUCCACAUGUAUUAAAUAUCUCACCACCAUUAAACAUGGACAAGAAAUGGUUCAAAGGUCAUGUUGCCUACACAAUGGCAAAGUAUGGUAUGUCAAUGUGUGUGUUGGGUAUGGCCGAGGAAUUCAAAGGUCGUGUUGCUGUCAAUGCUUUGUGGCCAAGAACCGCUGUAUAUACGGCAGCCAUGGAAAUGAUUGGAGGUGGUGGUGAAGUCAAAGACCAAUGUAGAAAACCAGCCAUCAUGUCUGACGCUGCCCAUUGGCUUCUUACACAACCAAUCACCUAUACCGGUAAUUUUGCCAUCGACGAUGAUAUCAUUACCAAGGAAUUGGGUAUUACCGAUUUGGAUCAAUACUCCUAUACUCCAGGUGCCUCUCUUAUCACUGAUUUCUUCUUGGAUGAAGAAAUCCCAAAAGCUAAACUUUAA
Messenger RNA from Cavenderia fasciculata, 843 nucleotides. RefSeq lists its product as uncharacterized. The transcript has 3 exons. The record is from RefSeq and is a predicted model, not a curated record. NCBI's taxonomy places the organism in Eukaryota, Evosea, Eumycetozoa, Acytosteliales, Cavenderiaceae. The coding region runs from base 1 to 843 and encodes 280 amino acids.